Messenger RNA from Lasiosphaeria miniovina, 1190 nucleotides. RefSeq names its product CoA binding domain-containing protein. The record is from RefSeq and is a predicted model, not a curated record. NCBI's taxonomy places the organism in Eukaryota, Fungi, Ascomycota, Sordariomycetes, Sordariales, Lasiosphaeriaceae. The transcript is spliced from 2 exons. Bases 207 to 827 code for a protein of 206 amino acids.
UGGGGAACUUCGGACUGGCGGGGCUUUGAUUGCCCCUCGAUUGGGCUUGGCCUCCCCCGCUAACCUUAGCCGUCCAGUGCCUUUUCGUUCGAAUGCCGUCUUCACAUCCCAGAUCCCACGCGAGGACCGAGUAAAAGCGGCCAUUGGCCUGUCUGGGCUGAUAUAACGCCAUCUGCGCCCUUUUUUUUUCUUUCUUGGAAAUUCGGAUGUCAGUGCUUCGACACCUUCUCCCGCGACCUGCACGCUCAACUUCCCUAUUCGUGACCGCACCACUACUGCAGCCUCGCGCCUUGGUCCAGAUCCCCCCACGCCCACAAGAGCACCACCACCACCUCGAUCUCCUGGCAAGGCCUAGCUCCACGGCGACAAUGGCUACCACCGACGCCACUCUGCGGACUUUCUUCCAGUCCCCCAAGUUCGCCGUUGUCGGCGCGAGCACCAACCCGGACAAGUUCGGGUACAAGGUCUUCAAGUGGUACGUCACGCGCAACCUCGACGUCACACCCGUCAACCCGGGAGCCACGGCGAUCAAGAUCGGCGACGAGGAGCUGCCCACAGUGGGCUCGCUGUCCGACAUCGCCGACCCCGCAGAUACGUCCGUGUCCUUCAUCACGCCCCCCCCCGUCACCCUCAAGACGCUCAAGCUAGCCAAGGAGCUCGGCUUCCCCGCCGUCUUCCUGCAGCCGGGCACGUUCGACGACGAGGUCCUCGAGUUUGCGCGCGACAACUUCGAGGCUGCCGUUGCCGGCGACGGCGGCUGGGGCUCCGAGGGCUGGUGUGUGCUGGUAGAUGGCGACAGGGGGCUGAAGGCGGUCGGGAAGCUGUGAGGCAGACGCCCUGGCCUUCCUGUUCGCUCAUGGCAGAGCACGUUGGCGGGUGAUCGUGGCGUGGUGGGGUUUCUGCUGGUUUUAGCUCGGGCCGGCUUUUACGGUUCUCCGUAGCUCUACUGUGAAUUUUAAAGAGACAACCAUUAUACGUUGUAGAUCAAGUCUGACUAGCUGACACUAUGAUGUGCUACCGUUCCGGUGACCAUAUCUAAACAGAACGAGGCCAUGGUACGGAAUUUGCGAUUUAUUUGUAGUGUUGCUCUAAUCUGUAGCUGUGAGGUUUAGUCGUUUCGUACUAUAUUACUACAUAGGCACCUAUGUUUCCGGAUACGGAAAUUCAGUUCACACAUGACUAUAUCAAAC